UACCAAAUAAAAAAAAAAACCAUAAAGAUGACUGUUAUUGAUUCAUCAAUUCAAAUUGAAUGUCAAAAAAAUGUACAGUCAUCACCUCACAAUAAAAACAUCUUGGCAGAUCGAGAAAAUGAUAUUCAACUUGUAAAGAAGCUUCGUCAAUCAAGUGAUUGGGAAGAAGUGAUAGCUUAUCAGCAUUUAUCAGACUCUGCAAGAUCUCAUUCUUUGACUGCCACUACUUUGCGGGGAGAAGGUAUGAUUGCAAGACGCCCUGUCAAAUUUUUUAAUAAAGAUAAGACUGCUUGUAUCAUGGCUAUUCAUUUUGGCGCUAACUUGUGUGGCCAUGAUGGAGUUAUUCAUGGUGGUUUAGCUGCUACUAUCCUAGACGAAAUGCUGGCUUAUGUCACUAUUCCUAGUUUACCAGGCUAUUCAGGUUUUACUGCAAAUCUGAAUGUCAACUACCGUAAACCUAUUCUUUCUAAUCAAUGGGUCAUUGUUCGUGGUGAACUAGAAAAGCUGGAAGGUCGAAAGGCUUGGGGCAAAGCCCAUAUUGAGACGAUUGACGAGACGCCAGUUAUUUUGACAGAAGCUACUGCUUUGUAUAUCAGUCCUCGUACCCAAGGGCCUGUCACUGAUUUUUAAUUGCUAAGAAUUAGAUCACGUUUAAUAAAGAUUCAUUCUAUGAUGCAAUGAACAUGCUCAGGCAGUUCAUUCAAUAGCCAAAGAGCUAGUCUGGAGAGGUUGGAGGGGUUUAAAGGUCCUAGUUAUUUGGAAACCCAAAAGUUCAACAAUGUUUACUGUGUCAUCAGAGCUGCUUAUUAAUUGCCGAAGGAUACUGCUGAAUCAAAG
Gilbertella persicaria is the source of this 837-nucleotide messenger RNA. Its product is annotated as HotDog domain-containing protein. NCBI's taxonomy places the organism in Eukaryota, Fungi, Mucoromycota, Mucoromycetes, Mucorales, Choanephoraceae. The coding region runs from base 28 to 630 and encodes 200 amino acids. The transcript has 3 exons. The record is from RefSeq and is a predicted model, not a curated record.